AUGGCUUCAGCAUUGGACAUAGACCCAACGUUCAAGCACGCACUCAAGCUACUCCAUUCAUCACACUCUGAUGCGUCCGAAAAGAUACGAAACCUUUUAGAUGAACUCAUAAAGCAGCGGUACGGUAGUGGGAAAACUCUGAUCAACACCUUGAGCAAAAAACAUUUGGCCGAAGAACCGCUAGCCGGUGGGAGUAAUCUCUACGUUCGCAAGCAGAAAGUGAUUGAACCCAAGCCCAUACCCGUGAUCAAUAUUGAUCCAGACCCGGAUCCGAUCGCUGCCGGCACGAUUGAAUGUUUAGUAGGUGGAACGGAAGCGAUCACGAUACCAUCCAUAUCAUCCGGUCCGAUUCUGAUAUCCACAUCCGAUCUCGAGGGUAACGACGAGGAUGAUGACGUCGUCAUGGAAGAAGACAAGCUUAAAGAGCUUGAAGAUCUUAUGUGCGUCGUCUGCCGCUUGAUGGACGUGAGUGCCCGAAACCGGUUGGUCGAAUGCGCCGACUGUCACGCGCUAUAUCACCAGGAAUGCCACAAACCGGUGAUUUCGGAAGCAGAUGCUAAUGAUGAGGAAAAUGCGUGGUACUGCACCCUCUGCCGUAGCAAGCAGACGGUCACAAAGCUGACGCCUUCAAUGCUACCGACACCAACGAUUGCCAUAGCAACGUCUCCGUCGCCGACCACCGGGAGCUCUUCUUCGAAAUCCUCGUCACAUUCGAAGAGCGGCAGUAGUAGCAGCAAAUUAGCGGAUUCUUCGUCCAGCAGCGGCAGCAAGCACAAAUCUUCAAGCUCUAAAAGUGGCAGCAGCUCGAGCAAAUCUUCCGAUUCUUCACAUGAACGCGAUAGGGAUCGCGACCGUGACCGAAGUGAACGGGAUCGAGACCGUGAGCGGGAACGCGACCGUGAUCGUGAUCGCGACCGCGAUCGUGAGAAAGAUCGUGACAGAUCGUCCAAGUCUUCCUCCAGCGGUGGAGCUGGCACGUCCUCGUCGUCCAGUGCCAGCAAUACGACCGCUAGUGCGGGUACCGUUGGUACACCCAACAUUAACAUAAUUAGCGCGGAUAAACGGUUGCAAAUGAUGAAGAAAAAGGCUGCCAAAAUGCAGGAUAGCAAACGAAAGCACAAGUAG
Messenger RNA from Anopheles nili, 1125 nucleotides. RefSeq names its product integrator complex subunit 12-like. The record is from RefSeq and is a predicted model, not a curated record. Gene Ontology annotation, biological process: snRNA 3'-end processing. Gene Ontology annotation, cellular component: integrator complex. The transcript has a single exon. NCBI's taxonomy places the organism in Eukaryota, Metazoa, Arthropoda, Insecta, Diptera, Culicidae. Bases 1 to 1125 code for a protein of 374 amino acids.